AUGGAGAGCUACACAGAUCUGAUCAACAACAACAAAGUCAUCUUGGAUGAUGGAAACUAUGGGUUUUGGCAGUCAAGGAUCAAAUCCAUCAUAGGAGGUAUUGAUCGUCUUGCUUGGAAGACUGUUCUGGAAAAGUGGGAGGAACCGACGAUCAAGGAUGAAUCAGGCAAGCGAAUUCCCAAACCCAAGGCAGACCGGACUGAUGAAGAACAAAAGAGAUCAAAGUACAACUCAAGAGCGUUAAGUGCUAUUCAUUGCAGUAGUUCAAGAAAGGAUAUGUUGGCCUCUAGAUUUGAGAAUCUAAAGAUGGAGGAGCAUGAAUCGAUUUCAGGCUUUAGUUCAAAGAGUGCUCUAGCACAAGAAGCCUUAACUCUUGGGAAGACUUAUAAGGAUCAGAAGUUAGUCAAAAAAAUUUUAAGGUGUCUUCCAUCAAGGUUCAUGGGAUACAAGACAGCUUUAACUGUCUCUCAAGACUUACACAAUCUCAGUUAUGGUGAAGUGGUCGGAAUGCUACAGGCACGCGAGAUGGAACUUAAUGGAAUUAAGAAACCAAAAGGAAUAGCUCUAGCAGUUAGCAAAGACAUAACUGAUCAAGGAGAAGAAGAUGUUGUGAGCCUGUUGGUAAGAAGAUUUGAUCGAGCUUUAAGAAGGAUAGAACAAGGUCAAGGUCAAAAGAAGAGUAACUCAUUCAAGAAGACAAGUGAAGACAAAAAGGCUGAUAUGCAGUGUCAUGAAUGUAAGGGAUAUGGUCAUUUUAUUCGAGAGUGCCCAACAAUCAAGUUGCGAGAUGCCAAAUGCACAAUCUGUAAAGGGACUGGACACACACAUAAUGAGUGUGUGAGUAACUCUAAAGCUAAGAAAGAAAAGUCUAUGAUUAGCAUUGAGAAUGAAUCAGAUAGUGAUAGCAGCAGCGAAGAAGAGCUCAUUAAUUUAGUGGCAAUGGUGAGAAUCACUGAAUUUGAGAAUGGAGAAGAGGUAACUGAUUCAGAAUCAGAAGGAGAAGAAGUUCUUGACAUUGUUCAGAAUUACAAAGAAGUGCAAAAUACACUUAUUUCUCUAGGAAAGGAAAAUCAAGGAUUGAUAAAAGAAAAACUUCGUUUAGAAGCACUUGUUAUGUCUUUACAGAAUGAAUUGGUGGUUGAGAAAAAGCUUGCUAAAGAUUCGCUAAAUCUGAUGAAAGAGAAGUUAGUUUUAUCGGCAAAAGCAGACAAGCUUGAAGAAGAGCUACUUAAAGAAAAGAAAAAAUCUGCAGAACUACAAUCUGAAUUAGAUCAACAACAAAGGAAGAUUCAUAUGUUUGCAGGAACAAAGCAACUUGACAAGAUUUUGAGCUAUGGGAGAACUGAGAAGACUCAUAGAGGAUUAUGCUUUAAUGAGAACAAGGGAGCUAAAUCACAGACAACCAAAUUUGUAUCUGCUGGAGUCUAUAAAUCUGAGAAGGAGACAUCUACUGGUGUUUCUAUUGGAUCUUUGAGUUGUUAUUUUUGUGGGAAAAUUGGUCACUACAAACAGUUUUGCUACAAAUUUUGGCAGAAGGUCUGUACUUUAAAGCAACAAGGAAGUUUCUUCUGGAAUGGAGUUGGAAGACAAGUUUGGAUGAAGAAAGCUGACCUAUAUCAAUCAGGAUCAAUGGUAGCUUCUGGAUCAGGGUUUAGAUGCAAUAUGGCCAUGAAAACUGAAGAACAAGAAGAAACAGAACCAAGAUGCAAUAUGGCUAUGAUUACUGAAGAACAAGAAGACGCGGAGCCUUGGUUUUUUGAUAGCGGUUUUUCAAGACAUAUGACUGAAACCAAGAGUAAUCUACAGAAUAUUAAGAAAUUGAAAGGAGGUACAAUAACAUUUGGAGAUGGAAGUCAUGGUUUCAUACAAGGCAAAGGUACAACACGUGAUACAGAGCUUCCACAGCUUGUGAAUGUCUAUCUAUUAGUCAACCUGAUAAGUAUUAGUCAACUCUGUGAUGAAGGAUUAUCAGUGUUAUUUACAAAGGUUGAUUGCAAAGCAUUGGAUGAAUCGGGUAAUGUCAAGUUAUAUGGUGUGAGAUCUGGAAAUAAUUGUUACAUGUGGGAGAAACAUUCAAUCAAAUGCUACAAUGCUCAAGGGAGUAUAGAUCUCUGA
Messenger RNA from Camelina sativa (false flax), 2115 nucleotides. RefSeq lists its product as uncharacterized. NCBI's taxonomy places the organism in Eukaryota, Viridiplantae, Streptophyta, Magnoliopsida, Brassicales, Brassicaceae. The record is from RefSeq and is a predicted model, not a curated record. Gene Ontology annotation, molecular function: zinc ion binding; nucleic acid binding.